This is a messenger RNA of Branchiostoma floridae (Florida lancelet), 1276 nucleotides long. RefSeq names its product fibrinogen-like protein 1. Lineage: Eukaryota; Metazoa; Chordata; Leptocardii; Amphioxiformes; Branchiostomatidae. The record is from RefSeq and is a predicted model, not a curated record. The transcript has 7 exons. Bases 1 to 1260 code for a protein of 419 amino acids.
AUGUUGGAGAUGAGAACACUUGCUGUGUUACUCCUGGCCAGUUUGGCCACUUUUGGGUCAGCACAGGAUAAAUGUGUCUUCAAGUUUGAGGCGGCGCCCCCCAAGGGGACAACCUGCGCCUCACUAAAGGACAUCACGGCAAUGGACAAGGACCUCACGGAUAUCAAGGCAACGAAAAUGGCGUCUGAGAUCGCCCCUGCCAUGAAGAAACUAAAGGACGCCGUCAAGAAACGGGUUCAGGUUGAGAAGAUACUUGCCGAGAUGACAGCCAAGGUUAAAAAGAUGGAGGACAACAUGAAGAAGCUGGACAAUCCAGGUGCCGCAGCAGCUGCGAAGCCUGCAGCUGGGAAUACAGGUGCUACAGGUGGUGCUAAACCAGGUGCUGCAGCUGGCGCUAAACCAGGUGGCGCUGCAGCUGGUGCUAAACCAGGUGCUGCUAAGCCAGGUGCUAAACCAGCAACCCCACCUAAACCAGCUGAUCCUGGUGAUGACAAGGAUUGUGCUGGACUGAAAUUGAAAGACAAUAGUAAAAAGACAGGACUGGCCUCCAUCAAGCCUCCAGGACAGUCAGCUGCCAUGCAGGUCUGGUGUAACAUGGACAUAGGGCAGGAGCCCAGGGGAUGGGUUGUUAUACUCAGGAGGGAGAAUGGAAGCCUUGACUUCAACAAGAAGUUUGCUGACUAUGAGAAAGGUUUUGGAACACCAAGCUCUCCAAAUGACUACUGGAUUGGGCUGCAGAAUUUGCAGAAGAUAACAGCACAGGAUGAGUGGCAGCUGUACGUCUCUCUGACAGACCAUGACAACAAAGAAGCGUUUGCCAAAUACAAGAAGUUCAAGGUGUCCGGAGCCGACUACAAACUCACCAUUGAAGGGUUUGAUAUUCUCAGCACAGCAGGAGAUGGCUUAACUGACUUUAACUUUAACUCAUUACCUUGCACAAAUCAUAAUUAUAUAUCUUAUACCUCAUUGACCAUUGUUUUUCCCCUUCUUACCCAGGACAGCAAUGGUGUUGGCUUCAGUGCCAAUGACAAGGACAAUGAUGGUUCCAAAACCAGCGAGUGUGGGAAACAGUACCAGAGUGGCUGGUGGUUCAACCAGUUCUGCCCCAACCCUGCCAACCUCAAUGGGAAGUACCAUAAGAAGGGGGACCCAUUUGACUCCAGGGGUAUCUUCUGGAGAGAGUGGCGUCAGAACAAGAACCUGAAGAAGGCUGUGAUGAUGCUUCAGCGGAAGAGGGGGGCCAAGCCAGCUUCUGGCUAAUAGCAGAGCAAAAUCC